AUGACAAAGCAGAAAGAGAGAAGGAAAGAGAGCAAGCUGAGCAGGUACAUGAAGGCACCAUUAAGGUUUCUGAAGAAGGCAAGGGACAUGUACGUCAAAGGCAUGAUCGAGUGCUCCGGUCAGUUAUCCUAUGUGGAGGCCUCCAUUGGAUGCCCCACCGGCCAGCUCUGCACGCUUCCCAGAAGCUUCAGCGUCGGCUCGGCCACCCGAUCCACCACGAGCGACGACGAUUUCAAGGAGCUCGUGAGGGCCGCGUCGCUCCGGAGCUACGGCAAUCGCGUUCAGUUCGGUGAUGCUGCUGCCGCCGCGGUGAAGAAGAUGAAAAUGCAUCGGAGUCGCAGCGUGGGAAUAUUUGGAAGGAUCGACGAGGAAAAGGUGUGUGAGUUUGGAGAUGAUGGAAUCAAGGUUAGGCCUAAUGCUUAUCCAAGAAGUAAAAGUUAUGCUGCACGUAGAGACGGAUCAGCAAAGGACUGUUUUAGUUAA
This is a messenger RNA of Glycine soja, 483 nucleotides long. RefSeq lists its product as uncharacterized. NCBI's taxonomy places the organism in Eukaryota, Viridiplantae, Streptophyta, Magnoliopsida, Fabales, Fabaceae. The record is from RefSeq and is a predicted model, not a curated record. The transcript has a single exon. The coding region runs from base 1 to 483 and encodes 160 amino acids.